Messenger RNA from Prinia subflava (tawny-flanked prinia), 1379 nucleotides. RefSeq names its product docking protein 3 (gene DOK3). The record is from RefSeq and is a predicted model, not a curated record. The transcript is spliced from 5 exons. Gene Ontology annotation, biological process: cell surface receptor protein tyrosine kinase signaling pathway; Ras protein signal transduction; positive regulation of MAPK cascade. Bases 1 to 1335 code for a protein of 444 amino acids. Gene Ontology annotation, cellular component: cytoplasm. NCBI's taxonomy places the organism in Eukaryota, Metazoa, Chordata, Aves, Passeriformes, Cisticolidae.
AUGGAGAGACCAGUGAAGGAUGGGAUCCUCUAUGUGCAGCACACGAAAUUUGGAAAGAGGUCCUGGAGGAAGAUGCGAGCCCAGCUGUUCGCCGCCAGCCCGUCCGGCGUGGCCCGCAUGGAGAAGUUUGAUGUGCGGGAUGAUGGCACGAUGCCAGAGAAGACGUCCCUGCAGCGGUGUGCCCGCCGGGUGAUCCGCCUCUCCGACUGCGUCUCUGUGGGCCCGGCGGGCACAGAGAGCUGCCCCAAAGCCACCGCCGCCUUCUACCUCACCACCACAGAGAAGAGCUAUGUGCUGGCAGCUGAGCAGCGCGAUGAAUGGAUCACCCAGCUCUGCCAGCUGGCCUUCCAGGGUGCAAAAGAGACAGUGCCGAGUAGUGCCAGGACCCAGCCCGGCCCUGCUGUCCCCAUGGAGGAGAACUCCCUCUACUCGUCCAUGCAGGACCUGACUGAAUUCUUGGUGCUAGUGGUCCAGACAGACGCUGCCACCCGCUGUGGGCUGCAUGGGCACUACCUGCUCUCAGCUCUCCCCCAGAGCCUGACGCUGAAGGAUCCCCAGUCCCGCCAGCCCCUGCUCACCUGGCCCUACACCUUCCUUCGCAAGUUUGGCCAGGAUCAGGCUGUCUUCUCCUUUGAGGCCGGCCGCCGCAGUGACUCCGGCGAGGGCACCUUCACCUUCAGCACCCCACGGGCCCCUGAGCUCUGCCGGGCUGUGGCUGCUGCCAUUGCCUGCCAGCAGCAGGCCAAAGACACCCCAGACCCCAGACUCUUCUGUGUCCCUGACCCCCAGCUCUUUGCACAGGGCUUUGAGCCCCAGCCCUGGGGGCCUGGGAAUGAUGAUCCCCAGCCCAGCGCAGCCCUGGGGGUGACACAGCCUGCCUCCCACCCCCCUGCCAACUGCCUCCACUUCAGCCCAUCAGAGCCAGAGGGCUCAUGCCCCAUCGUCUAUGCCUCCAUCGCCCGGGGCCAGCAGCCCCUCUUUGUGCCAGGGCAGCCAGACUCUGGUGAGCCCUGGGCCGUGGGGAAGCCGCUCCCUGAGCAUCUCUACGAGAACAUCUUCACUGCAGAACCACAUCCUGCCGGAGCCCGUGAAGAGGAGGAGGAAGGGCAGUGGGAGCUGGGCUGCCGACAGGCCCCCGAGGGCCACAGCAGUGAGGGGGGGCCCCUCUAUGACAACCGGGCCGCCAUGGCACAGAACCCCCGGGCCGCGGGCUGGGGGCGCGGAGGGCAGGAGGGGCUGUCACGGCGCUCCCCGCACAAGCCUCACAGCACCCUUCGGGCCAAGCUGGUGCGGCUGCUGAGCCGGGAGAGCCCCGGAGCGCGGGACUGGGCUUGAUGUGGCCGCUGCCGGUGGGUGCCGUUCGGUCAAUAAAGGCCCUU